AACUUCAUUUCAAUUGCUAGUCCCGGUGAAUUGGUUUAUCGGACAAAACUUCCAAUAGUCCUUGUAGCAACAAAAGUAAUUCAAAAAUGACUGACCAACCACUACCACCUCCAGUAAUGUGGGCCCAAAGGUCCUCUAUUGUAUUUCUUACUAUAAAUUUAGAAGAUGUUAAAAAUCCGGAAAUUAAGUUCAAUAAAGAUUCUAUAUAUUUUAAAGGUACAGGGGGUGUAGAAAAAAAGAACUAUGAAGUAACAAUUCCCCUGUUUAAAGAAAUUGAUCCUGAACAGAGUAAGAGCUUCAAUAAAGGAAGGUGUAUUGAAAUUAUCGUAACUAAAGCAAACACAGAUGGACCCUACUGGCCUACAUUAACGUCUGACAAAAAGAAACACCAUUGGUUAAAGUGUGAUUUCAACAAAUGGCAUGACGAAGAUGAUUCUGGUGAUGAGGGAGUUGGAGGAAUGGGCGGUGGAGAUUUUGAUGAAAUGAUGAGGCAGAUGGGAGGUCUAGGAGGUGGGGCUGGUAAACCUAACUUUGAUGAUAUUGAAGGGGAUGAAGUGGGAGAUUCAGAUGAUGAACCUAUUCCUGAACUUGAGUAGUUUGAUAAGUUAAGGAUUUUUUUUUAAAUUUUUGUAUGUUAAGUUAUAUGAAUAAAAGUGAUAAUUUCU
Messenger RNA from Diabrotica balteata, 665 nucleotides. NCBI's taxonomy places the organism in Eukaryota, Metazoa, Arthropoda, Insecta, Coleoptera, Chrysomelidae. The record is from the annotation of a GenBank genome assembly.